AUGGGCAAAAGCUCGGCACGUCCCAUAUUUGUACAUGAUGGAUGUGCAGUGUGUUUGUACGUGGAUGUUCGACUCGUGUCGUGCGGCGAAGGAGGAUACUGUAGGCCGGCGGCGCGCCUUUUGUGUCAAGUAUAUCAACUGUUGAACAGCUGCGGUUUUUGUCGAGCCAAUUGACUGGUGGAGAGCGAUCCGACAGAUUGGAGUCGCGCGAAAACUGUUCUUUCGGUUUGUGUUUUCGUUCAGUUCAACUCGAAGACUCGGUUGAUGACGGCGAAGUCGUUGAUUGGUAUUUGCGACGCGACGACUCGCAAUAAUUGCCGCUAAGUCGCCAAUUUGAUUCGCCUAAACCGUCGGCGGCCGCAGUGCUGCCUGUAACAUGCAAUUUGACAUAUUUGACAGUGUUUUGAGUAUACUGUCCAUGGAGAAAGGUGCUGCAGGGAUUAGAGGUGAUCGCGCAGUAAAACGCAGAUCGCCGCUGUUGUUUAUGACGCGUCUCAAUUUUCUUGGGAACAGAUAAAAGAAGAAUACGAUCGUUUGAAAAAAGAAAUGGUCAAACCUGGAACCGAAGUCUCAGAGAUCGGACUAAGCUCUACAUUCCGUUUUAUUUCUGAAUUCAAAAUCUGCUAGCUUAGUUUCAGAUAGAAGAAAUUGAUCAAGGUGAUACAAAUUUUUUUGAGCGUUUUUUUCCGAUUUCCAACCCUUCUUACAUUGUCCAAGUUUGUAUCAUUCAAUUCGCAUUUUAAGAUAAAACUGUGACAAAUUUCACCUUAAUUUUCAUAAAUAGUAACAGAAGGUUCAGUCGGUCUUCAAAUGCCUAUAAAAAAAAUAAAAAAAUAUUAUUUGUAUUAAAAGAUGAACAGCUCAACUUCGAAAAAAAAACUGCUCCGAGCAAGUCGUGUUGUAAUUUAAAUUGAAAAAAAUAAAAGUUUUUCAGACCUACAGCCUCUCCCCAGCCGUGCUGGAGCAUCACCGCGAGCUUCUGAUGUGCGCCAGCGGCUGCUCGCCGUCGACGCUGGAGCCUCCGUCAGGCCUCCAGAACAUGUUCCACCACUCGCAGCACUCCCAAGACUCUCUGGUCCUGCUGUUGACCAACAAGCGCUACUCGCAGGCCCUACAAGCGAUUCGUCAGCUUCGGUGAGCUUCCGUCUGUUUUGCAGCUUCUCCUCAGUCAAUUUGCUCGAGAUUGAUGCGCUGUUUGCCCAAAUACUGCCUGCGGAAGGACAAGGCUGAUGAGGAGGAGCCGGUGUUUGUGUUGAGAUUAGUCUCCCUCUAGUGGCAUACUGUCCGCCUCAACCACACCGAUUUCUGUGUGUGUGUGUGUAACCGUGGCGGUUAUUAUGCAGAUGAUGCACCUAACCUUGUGUAGUGAAGACGGAUGCGCGGCGGCUGGUGGACCCAAGAUGACGGCCGCGGCGACACCGUGACGAGCGUAAUUUCCCUCGGCUGACGCCGAACCAUUUAUGGCCUGAGCAGUCGUCGUCAUCGCGUGCGACGCUUCUUUUUUUGCCGAAAUGACAACCAACGGUCUGAAACUGCCGACUAAUUGACUCGCAGUAGGGAUGUGAGCCAGCAACUUGGUACUUCAUUUAAAAAUCGAACGUAUCCACUAGUUUCCAUCACUUUGUUUUUGAUAUUCAGAGAAAAAAGUUUUCGCUGAGAAAUUUGAAAGAUUCGUCUUUGUUAAUUGAUUAACUAGUGUUGAAAAAUGGAUCAAUCUGCCGCCAAAAGAACUUCUCGAACAAUUGCACACAUCCCUGCAUUAAAAAAGACUUGGUGAUUUUUUUUUCUUUAAAAAAAGUAGCGCUUUUUGUUUGCGGGUCGCCUGGCUUGUUAGAUUUCGCGCCGAACUUUGAGUGAAAAUAGUUGCGCGUCCCGAGUGUCUAACACUUGUAUUUGAGCAUCUCACACACAACAAAUGCUUCUCCACUCGACAAAGUGCAAGAAGAAAUUGGAAAUGUUCAGAAGUGCAUAUGGCGGUGAAUACGGCUGCUGCGAGACGGUCGACAUCGACGUCCUCCUGCUUCUCUUCUGCCGGAGCCAUUCGUUGAAGGCCUGGGCCAUCGUGGGCUCUUCUGGAGAGGUUCAAGACGUGUGAACGUCAAAACAAUUUUCCGAGUUUUCAGGAGAUGUCACGACAGAGCGAGCUGCUCCGAGAAGUCAACGCCGACAUGGCGUCUUGCAUCCGACGUGCUCAGAUGGAGGACCGUCCAAUGGCUCGGACGACGCCUUCCACCAUGUCUUCUACCACCGAAUCAUUCGCUAAUAUUUCUAGCCUUCCUGACCACGCCUUCCCCUGA
This is a messenger RNA of Caenorhabditis auriculariae, 2297 nucleotides long. NCBI's taxonomy places the organism in Eukaryota, Metazoa, Nematoda, Chromadorea, Rhabditida, Rhabditidae. The record is from the annotation of a GenBank genome assembly.